ACAAGCUCGGCGCUCGUGUAUACAGUUGCAGUUUGGGUUGGCACUGCCUAUAUACCACCCACCUCUGCGCAAGUGUUUAAGAUAGUCCCACAGAUAAACGCAAAAAAUUGACACACACCCCCACAGUAGCAAUGGAGAUGGGACGGUCACUAUGGCUCGCGCUGCUGGUCCCUGCGAUCAUGGUGUCCUUCUACGGCGAGGCUGCCAUGGCGGACGCCCAGACAUCGACGGCGGGAGGGUCACCGCCGGACACGAACGUGCUGUGCGUCAGCAAGUGCGGGACGUGCCCGACGGUGUGUACCACGCCGCCGCCGCCGCCGGCGGGCAGCGACGGCAGUGGCUACUCCUCGCCGUCGCCUCCGCGCUCUAUGACGACUCAGCCAUCUCCGCCGGCCGUGCCGCAGCCGCAGGCCAAGGGAGGGAAGCCCAGCGGCUACUACUACUUCUUCACCGCCGGGAGCGGCCGGAGCUGCGCCGCCUCGAGCGCUCGUUACACGCUGCUGCUCCUGGCGCUUCUUCCCGUCGUCGCUGUUUAGGCUGCUGAAUCUGGUGUGGCGCUCGGUGAGGAGUGAGGACCCGGCGGCAACUCGAUCGGCUCCUACGUGUGGUUCGCUAUUGGUGACUAAUUUAUCUGGUUAAGUUUCCCAUGUGCUUCCCUUCGAUCGAGAUGAUUUUCGAUAGUCACUGGUGUAA
This is a messenger RNA of Triticum dicoccoides, 693 nucleotides long. RefSeq lists its product as uncharacterized. NCBI's taxonomy places the organism in Eukaryota, Viridiplantae, Streptophyta, Magnoliopsida, Poales, Poaceae. The record is from RefSeq and is a predicted model, not a curated record. Bases 132 to 536 code for a protein of 134 amino acids. The transcript has a single exon.